This is a messenger RNA of Serendipita indica DSM 11827, 1893 nucleotides long. The record is from the annotation of a GenBank genome assembly. Lineage: Eukaryota; Fungi; Basidiomycota; Agaricomycetes; Sebacinales; Serendipitaceae.
AUGGCCAUCUUUGUAGAUUCAUGGCUCUUCGUCUUUUCGGGUGGUGUCAUCGUCAGCGGUGUUGGAAUGUCCACCAAUACCGCUGCUUGUCUGUCCGGCAUCUACAUGUGCAUCUUUUUUUAUGCAUCCAGCAAGAUGCUCAUCUACGUGUUUCUCGCUGAUAAGGCACGUUCUUCGUCCCCGCCGCGCCAAUCCACCCACCCACCUUUGUGUACCUCGGCCUUGCGCCAUUCCGUUGAUUCUCUCAAACUGAUCAAGCCACAUCAGGUCCAUGUUGUUUGGAGUGCUCAGAACCCCGUCGGCGGGAGGUCACGCAUCUGGAUUGUCUGCGCCGUCGUGCUUCUCUUCUACGUCGUCAUAUUCAUCCUCAUGCUGGUCGCAAAGAUUGGCUACAUUCGUCCCGACAGGAUGUGCGUGAUUGGCUUGCGGAAUAUUGCUUCCAUCCCGCUUCUCACCUACGAUGUCUUCCUCAACAUCUUUCUGACUUCCAUGUUCGUCUGGCCGCUGCUGAAGAGGCGGCUUGCAAAUCCAAAGCUGAGGGCCCUUGCGAAGCGCACCUGCAUCGCCGCGACCGUUGCCCUUGGCACGUCAGUCGUCAAUAUUCUCAUCUUGACUCUUCUGCACGGCAAACAGCUCGGGUGGGUCUGUCUUGCCUCUUGUGGGUUUGACGUAACUGUCAAUGCCCUGGUCAUCUUCUCCAUUUCCCGCGCAUCGCAGUCUUUGACCUCGAGUCAUAACACACUCACGCAAUACUCCGUCCGUGCACCUGUGCUCACGAACCACACCAUGUCGACGACGAGUGUAUUCGAUGGAGAAGGUGGAAACCCCGGAGGCGCCAACAGGUCCAAGGAUCCAAACCGGAUCCUAGGAAUAAAGGGAUCCAUACCAUUUCCCCAUAAUGGUUCUGUGCAGUUCCGGGGAGGUCAGAAGGGUGCAGAAGCUGGAGUUCCGACUCCAGGCCUACGCACCAAGCAGCAACCUCUUGAGGUUAAAACUAGUCCGAAACGUGGGCUGACCAGUCCUCCCCCUCCCCGAGGGCAAUCCUCUGGACGGCCGGGCUCGAGUGGCAAACCCAAGUACCCACCGACGGCUAUGAUCCACUGGAAGAAGAAUAGUCGUGAUGAGACGGGCACUCGGAGCGAGCACGUGGGGAGCAACUUUCAAAGUCUCUCAAAGAUUGGGGACUUUGCCGCAACGAGAGACGAUGGUCAGGGAGAGCAUGCGAUUACACAUCGUGGCUCGGGAGACAUUGAGAUCAACAUCUACGAAGACGACGAGGAAAAUGCACUUUCAUCCCCAACAUAUGGCAACAGUGUGUCGUACAGCAAGAAAAGCGUUGAAGGCGAUCCAGCGGUCACGUCUUAUGACUGGAAUCAGCGGAACCUUCAUAUAGCCAGCGUAACCGACGUCUCGCCUUGUGUGUCGCUCAGCGCUGUAAGAGCGGAAGGUAUUACCAGUAAACGGCCACGUACGGCACCUACGACACUCCCAAGCUCCACUCUUAGCACUGAGGAAAACGUGAACGAAGGUGAAGGGAGGAAACGAACUCGCCUUUCCUCUCUCGUCCCCCGUUUGAACCGACUCAGCCACGCUAUUCUUGGACACCAUCAGCCAACAGACGAAGAAGUGCCGCAGUCGUCACCAUCCUCCACCCCACCAAGAUCUGGCAAGAGGAAGAGCGAGGCGAGUGCGACUAGUGACAAGGAAAAGACACGCAAGCGAGCGUCGAGGUCGAGUAGCUUUGAAGCGUUGAAGGAUGCGGAAGACUUGUUCUUCCGUCCUGAAGCUGAUAAAAACGAUACCUCGUUGCAGCAAGAUCAUCCGGUGCAGGAGGUGGUCUAUCCUCCGUCACCCGCGCACUUGGCUGGACAGGCUAGGAGCCAUGGGACGUAG